Messenger RNA from Acyrthosiphon pisum (pea aphid), 1178 nucleotides. RefSeq lists its product as uncharacterized. Bases 569 to 1009 code for a protein of 146 amino acids. Lineage: Eukaryota; Metazoa; Arthropoda; Insecta; Hemiptera; Aphididae. The record is from RefSeq and is a predicted model, not a curated record. The transcript has 4 exons.
CACGCGAAAUAAUAAAAUAAUUUUUAAUAAAAUUAUUAUAAUUUUAUUAGCAUACAGUCUUCGUUAUCAUUAUAAAUAAUUAAUUGUAAUAUUCUGCCGCCGCCGUACCUCCCCGAAAUCUUUUUACCGCGUCGUCUGCUGCAGCGUCUCGCGCGCCAUACACGGCCGGUACACGCGACGACGCCGCCGCCGCGCUCUCUCACCUGCGCCGCGGGCACGCGCGCGUUUUUCCGAACCGCCACACACCACACCGGAUAGGCCGACCGCGAGCAACCGCGCUCGAGAAAAACUCCUGCAGACGAACCGACCGAGGUAUAGCGAGUCCACCGACGAGGUGCACAUUAUUUUAUAAUAGUAAUAAUAUUAUAGAGACGUAUAAUAUUAAUAGUAUAUCAUAACAAUACUAUAAUAAUUGAAGCCGCGGCUCGACAGCAUAAUAAUUAUUAUUGUAUUUUAAAAGCUCAGCAAUAUAAUACCGUCGACCCUAUAAUAUUAUAUUAUAUAUAGGUAUCGUUGUUGUCAUUUCGCGCCGAUCGCAUCAGAGAACCGACAAACGCCGCGCGACAAUAUGGUACACUUGACGUUGGUCGCCAGCCUAGUCUUCGGCUUUGUCGCCGCGUCCACCGCCGGCAUCACCGACGAUGGCACCGAAGGUUUGUCAGCGGUGGGAGCUCCUUGGGAGGACAGCCGUUUGGACGAGAGGAUUUACGCGGACACCCCAAACUAUCUGACGUUCCAGCUGAACCGCAAGAGAUAUUCCGUGCCCUAUCACCCGGUGGCCAGGUUGAGAGCCAGUCAAACGGCCGGCGUGGUGCUACCGUACGCCAUGAUCGCCAACAGGAACUACAUGAAUGACGAAGGAAACCGAUUCGAACCAGUGUGGAAACCGACCGCAGCCGAACUACUGACUGUGCUGAUGAACCGCCGGAAGAACGCGGACACCGGAAUGGACAACACAAAUUUCAUGCGAUUCGGUAUCAGUAAAAGGACGCGUUUCGACGAUAAAUAAAGAGCCUUCAGCGCGCGCGCUUCUUAUUUCUGUAACGGCCAUUGUCGGCUAUUAUUAUUAUUAUUAUUAUUAUUAUUAUUAUUAUUAUUACCCCCAAAAUAGUUUCAUUGUAAAUUAUAAACACGAUGUCAAAACUCGUAUUUUAUCGUUUGGUUUUAUUUUUUAGUUA